Messenger RNA from Aspergillus thermomutatus, 990 nucleotides. RefSeq lists its product as uncharacterized. Gene Ontology annotation, cellular component: cytoplasm. NCBI's taxonomy places the organism in Eukaryota, Fungi, Ascomycota, Eurotiomycetes, Eurotiales, Aspergillaceae. Gene Ontology annotation, molecular function: glutathione transferase activity. The record is from RefSeq and is a predicted model, not a curated record. Bases 1 to 990 code for a protein of 329 amino acids. The transcript is spliced from 3 exons.
AUGACGGACCAGCCCCGAAUCUACAAACACGCCGAUGCAGACGGACAAUUCCGUCGCAAGCCAUCGACAUUCCGCUCGUUCGUCUCGAGCGAUCCAUCCUCCGAGUUCCCCGCACAGAAAGACCGCUACGUGCUAUACCUGGGGUACAGCUGUCCCUGGGCGCACCGCACCAACAUUGUGCGCACCCUCAAGGGACUCGAAGACCUCAUCGAGCUGGUGGUGCUGGACCCGGAGCUGGGCCCGGACGGGUGGUUCUUCUCCGGCCGGUUUGGGUCAGCGGAGAGGGACCCCUUGUACGGAUUCAAGCUGCUCAAGGAGCUCUAUCUCAAGGCCGAUCCGCAGUACGAGGGCCGGUACACGAUCCCGGUCCUCUGGGACAAGCAGCGCCAAACGAUCGUCAACAAUGAAAGCAGCGAGAUCAUCCGCAUGUUCUACACCGAGUUCGACCAUCUCCUGCCCGAGGCGAGGCGCGAGGCCAACCAGCCGGGCGGCGGACUGUACCCCGCGCCUCUGCGAGCCGACAUCGACGCCAUGAACGAGUGGGUGUACGACAAGAUCAACAACGGGGUGUACAAGACCGGGUUCGCCACGACGCAGGAAGCGUACCAUGAGAACCUGUACCCGCUGUUUACGGCGCUGGACCGCGUCGAGGAGCAUCUCGGACAGCCCGGUCACCAGCCGUAUCUGUUUGGGGCGAACAUCACCGAGGCGGAUAUCCGGCUGUACACGACGAUUGCCCGCUUCGACGUGGCUUACUACCUGAUCUUCCGGUGCAAUCUGAGAAUGAUCCGGCAUGACUACCCGCGCAUUGAUCGCUGGUACCGGCGGCUGUACUACGACGAGUCGGACAGAACGCGGGGGGCGUUCAAGAAGACGACCUUUUUUGAUCUUUGUAAAAUCGGGUAUCUGAAGGCAACCGGGAAACAAUCCAACGGGCCGCUCAUCGUUCCCGCAGGGCCUGAGCCAGACAUCCUACCGUUCAAGGACUAG